CUUUUUUAAGGUGUGAUGUUAUGUUUGAUUUCAAAGAAUUACGUAUAAGUUAUAAAUUACGAAAAUUAUCACAAAAUGUAAAAAAGGGACCGGUGAAUACAUAUAAUCUAAAUGGGUGUUUUAAAGUAGGCCUGAUGUUAAAAUACAAAUUAAAAACGCAAAGCGCAAUGUCUUUCACAACUGCAUUAUCAAAACGCAAGAAUACUUUGUAAACAGAAUCCAAGUUUUUGGAGUUUUCACUUCGCUUGGUUUCCGAGUCAAACGCGCACCUUAGGUACCUUUUUAUUUACUAAUUUCCUGCAACCAAUAAUUGCAAUCGACGACCUGGCAUUCAAACGGACUUUUGACGGACAUUCCACAUACGCGACUGGCAAUUAAUAGGACUCCGACAAUUACUGCAGCACUCACGACGACCUGGCUUGGAUUUGGACUCGAAAAUCUGCUACGAUUUGAUACGCCGUACCGUACGCUUUCGAAAACAGAAGUAAUGCAGAAAAAUGUCGCCCACGUGUUCGUAUUACCAAUGCAAGGCCAUGACCGGUCAGAAGUCGAUGUUCCGCUUCCCAACUGGCGACAGUGCUCGAUUGCAAACUUGGAUUGACAACUGUGGUAACAUUAUGACCAUUGCCCACUUGUCUCGAGAUGCUCUUCGACACAAAUAUAUCUGCAUUGAUCAUUUCGAAAAGCGGUUCAUUCAACAGGAAGAUGGUAAACAUAAAAGAUUGAAUAAGUUAGCCGUACCUGUCCAUUACAAAGGAGAUCAAUCGACAGAGAACUUCCCAGAUUCACCAGUUGCAUCAACAUCAGAAGGCCAAGGACCGACAGAAUUAAAAGUAUUAACACCAAAAAAGUUUACCCUGGUGUUAAAAAUCAAGAAAAAAAUGAGGAGGAAGGCGAUUUAUAUGACACAGAAAUAUUUACGACACCGAAAAACGCAAGCGACUAGCCGAUAG
Messenger RNA from Cydia strobilella, 953 nucleotides. RefSeq lists its product as uncharacterized. The transcript has 3 exons. The record is from RefSeq and is a predicted model, not a curated record. Bases 498 to 953 code for a protein of 151 amino acids. Lineage: Eukaryota; Metazoa; Arthropoda; Insecta; Lepidoptera; Tortricidae.